This is a messenger RNA of Corythoichthys intestinalis (scribbled pipefish), 3142 nucleotides long. RefSeq names its product phytanoyl-CoA 2-hydroxylase (gene phyh). NCBI's taxonomy places the organism in Eukaryota, Metazoa, Chordata, Actinopteri, Syngnathiformes, Syngnathidae. The record is from RefSeq and is a predicted model, not a curated record. The transcript has 9 exons. The coding region runs from base 79 to 1077 and encodes 332 amino acids. Gene Ontology annotation, molecular function: phytanoyl-CoA dioxygenase activity. Gene Ontology annotation, biological process: fatty acid alpha-oxidation.
UUUGUUGACAUUUUGCUCUUUGCCCUACAUCCACAUAGCGUUCGUGACGACAAAACAGUGCCUUAACACGGCGAGACAAUGUCGAGGGCUGCGGAAAGACUUCGGAUAAUGAUCGGUCAUCUUGAUCGGUCCUCCGAGCCUGUCGCAACACCAACGUCUGCUCAAACCGCCACAAUUUACCCUCCCACAUUAAAAUACACCCUCGAUAACAGCUUAUUGAAGCCUGAAGACAGGCUCUUCUACGAGCAAAACGGAUACUUUGUCGUGAAGAAUCUGGUUUCUGAUGACGACAUCGAUUUAUUCAGGAAGGAAUUUGAGCGCAUUUGCCAACGAAAAGUCACCGUUCCCGGUCUGGUGGUGAUGAGAGACGUCGCCAUUGCCAAAUCGGAGUUUGUUCCAGAUCAGAAAGCAGUCACUAAACUUCAAGACUUCCAGGAGGAUCCUGAACUCUUCCGUUAUUGCGCUUUACCACAGAUCUUGAAGUAUGUAGAGUGUUUCACGGGCCCGAACAUCAUGGCAAUGCACACCAUGCUCAUCAACAAGCCUCCCGAUACAGGAAAAAAAACGUCCCGCCAUCCGAUGCAUCAGGACCUGCAUUACUUCCCGUUCCGGCCGGCUGACCGCAUCGUCUGUGCCUGGACGGCCUUGGAACGGGUGAACAGGCAGAAUGGCUGCCUUGUGGUCUUGCCUGGAACUCAUACAGGCACGCUGAAGGAGCAUGACUAUCCAGAAUGGGAGGGUGGCGUAAACAAAAUGUACCACGGCGUGCGUGACUACAACCCAGAACAUCCCAGAGUGCACCUAGAGAUGGAAAAGGGCGACACAGUCUUCUUCCACCCAUUGCUGAUCCACGGUUCUGGAAUGAAUCAGACACAAGGAUUCCGGAAGGCCAUCUCCUGCCAUUAUGCGAGCUCUGACUGCUAUUACAUUGAAGUAAAGGGAACUACGCAGGAAAACAUUGAGAAGGAGGUGAAGGAAAUUGCAUCCAGGAUGUACCCAAAUGCUACAGAGAUAACCUUCCAGGACACAUGGGCUUUUCGAGGCCGACUGGUGCAAGGAGAAAGACGCGGACUUUGAAGCUACAGAGGACUACUGAAGAAAAUUAUCUUAAAGAUAAAUAAUCUAUAGGACAUGUUCUAUAGAUUCAUAAAGUCAGAUCAUUUCAAUAUUUUUGUUAUUUCGAUCCAAGGGCGUAGGUUUGGUCUUAACAUUGGUAGGGACGAUAUAACAGCAUAUCAUGCAUGUAAAAUUUUUGCUGGGGACAGGACAUUAAUAAGACCAAACAGAUUAGGUGGACGGGUGUCAGUGCUACAUUUCCCACCAAUAUGAAGCUAAUUAAUUGAUAGGCUAAUGAUCAAUGCAAACUAAAUAUGUAUUGAUUUACACAAAUGUUCAUGUGUAUUGGUUCAGGUGAUACAUAAAAUAAAUGUCAGGAUUUUAUUAGCAAAUUUAAAUUUAAAUAUUUGAACAUAAAUUACAUUUUUCUGGUUCUAUAGUUUCCAGCAGAGCUCACUACAUUUCUCACAGCUUAAUUACCGUUAACACCAUUGUGUAUAAAACACAUACAGGAGGGCACUUCAAAGCAGCUUCCAACUCGAGUUUUGCAGAUUGGCAAGAUUACACAGUUUAAUGUUGGGCUAACUCUGAUGCAGGUCCGCCUUUCAGUACCAAAAUUAGUGGUGUGCUCCCCACUCCCACAACAUGGACGUUUUUUACAUUACUUACUAGAGUCGUGCGAAAUUUCCGAUUCGUAGAUUAUUCGUGAUUCGGCUGUGGAAGACGCGAGAACGAUUCACAAAUAUCCAAAUUCCGAUUAUUGAAUUAUACCAGGUAAAGCGGAAGUAGAACACAGUCAGCGCGGUCUUUGGGACGCAAUGAGGAACGGACCGAGAGUAAAUAUCAUGUUCAACUCAUGUCGCUAGAUAAAAAAACAAUCAUACCUAACUACGGCCGCAGCCACUACAAACAACGCCCAGUUGCUAGUUGCUACAAACAUACGGCUACAGUAGAUAUCAUUUAUAUGUAGAACUAGAUGCUAAAUACAGACGACGUCAGUGUUAGAACAUGUAUUAUUGAACAGAGAUGCGAAAUGACAGACUUUCCGGCGUAAGUAAACAGCCAUCUUGAAGCAGUAGACCUCUCUAGAAGGCUGUUCUAGUGAACCUAAUUAACUUUUUAUCUAAAAUACUACUAAAUGGGCAGAAUCUUGUCUUGAAUCUAUCUUUAAAUGAUGAAAUUGUUUUAAAACUUUGACAAAAGUAGACAGAAGGGAAAUUAUGGAAUAACGGGAGCAAUUUUAACAACUGUAACAGUUGAUUCACAACAUUAAAUUAAUUGAAUGUAGUUUAAAGCUGCUGACACAGAAUGGGGACUGGAGUUUUUUAUUUACUGUUAUUUUUGUAAAUUUGUUUACUGUUAUAUGUUAACUUGAUACUGAAAUAGUAGUUUGAUUUAGCAUGAGAGGAUUUUUGAACAAUUUUGGAACUAAUGUACAAAACAAAACAAAAAAACAAAGGGAGGGGAGUGCAUCAAUAAUCGUUUUAUAAUCGAAUCGGAGCCUCUGAAUCGUAAUCGUAAACGCAUCGUUAGGUGCCCAAAGAUUCCCAGCUCUAUUACUUACAGUGGCUUCUGCUGGCCGAAAAAACUUCUAAUACCCCUCCUCUGCGGAGGAGUCGUCAUGUCGUCGACAUGUAAUUCUGUCGGGGCUGUGUGAGUAUAUGUGGUGAUGGGGUUGGGGGGGUUGUAUUUAUCAGCCCGUCAAAAAAUGGACCAGCACAUUCAGCAAGUGAAAAGGGGUAAAUUUAAGUCUGAACAUAAUGAAAAUGAUUUACAAAAUAAUGGUAGGGUCGAUUCUAUCUUGACAACUUAUGGGAAGACAAUCUAAAUUACCUAUAUAACUGAACUUUUUAUUUAAUGCAAAUAAGUUGCUUAAAAGUUAGUGGGGAAAAUUCAGCAUCCUGAAAAGUUGAUAGUUUUAUGUCCCUACCAUCCCUAUGCAAACCUUUGCCCUUGUUUCAAUCUAAUGUCAAAUGUAGCAGAUUCUCAGUUCAAUAAAUUGCACUAAAGGCCAAUAGACUUUGAGAACGACGGCAUGUCAUUUCCAUUCUGGGAAAAAAACGAGUGUAAAAUUUGAUUCAACUGA